Messenger RNA from Megalobrama amblycephala (Wuchang bream), 2959 nucleotides. RefSeq names its product scleraxis bHLH transcription factor b (gene scxb). Gene Ontology annotation, biological process: developmental process; regulation of transcription by RNA polymerase II. The coding region runs from base 851 to 1453 and encodes 200 amino acids. The record is from RefSeq and is a predicted model, not a curated record. NCBI's taxonomy places the organism in Eukaryota, Metazoa, Chordata, Actinopteri, Cypriniformes, Xenocyprididae. Gene Ontology annotation, molecular function: protein dimerization activity; RNA polymerase II transcription regulatory region sequence-specific DNA binding; DNA-binding transcription factor activity, RNA polymerase II-specific. The transcript is spliced from 2 exons.
UCAGGCCUCCUGUGACUGUGGUGCCAAAGGCAAAACGAUCUGGGCUAACGUCCACAGCCUGAACGCUGUAUUUAGGUCCAGAUUGUAUUGAUUCAUGAGCAUCUGGCUCUGACGGUUCCCGUUUUUGACAAACAGUGAGAGAGCGUAGACAAAAAAUGGAGAGUUAAUGGACUGAAUUGAAAAUUCAGUGUGAAAGGAAUAAAAAAAUGUAAUACACUGAAAGAAACGAACCAAUCUAUCACACUGACUAAUCUUCUGUGGAAGCACUUCAGGGUCACGUUUUUAAAAAAAAUACUAAUGUGGAGUGAAAGAGACAGAGGGAGAAAGAGAGAGCGAGAAAGGUCCUUGUUUUCUCUCAUUCCUCCCACUUGCUCACUGGAUUUCACAUCUAUGGUGGUUGAAGGGAGAGCGAACCCCAGCCACACCCCCUCACUAUAAAUCCAAGGCAUAAGGAAACGCUCAGCUGAAAUCACACGUGGAACUGAAGGAUCUGGAGCUCACAAACCCAUUCACACACACACACAGACAUAUGCGCGAACAUACAGAGUCUGGGAGGCGGCUUGCCAUGCUCUUAGCCGAAAUAACUGAUGACAGUGGAGAGAAGAGCAUUUCUUAUGAAUGAGUGAGUCAGAAGUGACUCAGUCAGGCAUCGCUGGAUUGGUUGGAUCCUUCAAGCAAAACUGGUUACAAGAGCUUGGAUUCAAACGACACCAUAGUGUGUCCUGGGGCCAGUUGAGUACGAUUAGAAGUAAGGACUGAGUUCAUUCUUUUGUUUGUGUAGACUAGGAAUACUCUGCGCUCUGGUGCGAGGUUGAAAACCAAGGUCCAGGGGUCCUGUAAGGUGCUGAGCAUGUCUUUUGCAAUGGUGCGACCAACCCCAGGUCAUUUCUUGUGCUCUGAGAUCGGAAUGCAUUCCGAGGAUGACGACAACGGCAGCGAGGGUUCCGGUUCCGAAGACAAGUCCUUCCGUAUGGGCAGCCACAACUACGGUGCCUUUAAGUUGGGUGCUCGCAAAAAGAGGUAUAGUUGCCGACCGGUGGCAGUUCCUACUGAGAUCCGUCCACAGAUCGUUGAGGUACGGCAACGGAACGCCGCAAAUGCCCGAGAGCGGGAUCGCACGAACAGUGUGAACACGGCGUUCACCGCUCUGAGGACGCUGAUACCCACCGAACCAGCCGACAGGAAGCUGUCCAAGAUUGAGACGUUGCGGUUGGCCUCCAGCUACAUCUCGCACCUGGGGAACGUCUUGUUGGUUGGAGAGGAGUGUGGAGAUGGCCAGCCCUGUCUCAGGAGCUCUGGAGCCUUGUAUCAUCACCACCACAAUCUCCCGAAGAGCUCCACACCCAGCCCGGACUCAGAAAACUCACAGCCCAGACAGAUCUGCACCUUCUGCCUCAGUAACCAGAGACGGCUGACCAAAGACAGAGAAAGAAAAACUGCGUUAAGGAGUUAAUGAUGAGGAGAAGAGAGAGUAAAAGAGCGUUCCCAUUACAUCUAUCUGAAGAAGCGUGCCUGAGCAAACUGCACAUUUAGUGUAAAUUUCCUGUAAAUAAUGUUUAAUUAAUGCUUAACUUACUGGUGGACGGCAUUAUAACGGACAGCUACACUGCCUUUCUGCAUUGCCAUAUUUAGAAGCCAAGAACUAUGUGAAUUUAAUCAUAACCUCUUUAUUUUUGUUUUAUACAGAGAUUAUAUACUUUUAUACAAACGUGAAAGGAACAAAAGACUUUUGACUAACUCUAUGAGGAUUGUAAUUUAAAAACAGCAAAAGAAAAAGACACAAAAGAAAAGAGGAACUAGUUACAACAGCUAAAUUUCAGCUAACCAAAUUUCUUUCUAGAUUUGUCUACAGACUACAGUGUAUAUAUUUUAUAUGCACUACACUGAAUUUUAUCUACAUAUGCUGACGUCAAAAAAACAAGGCAAACAUCAACAUUAAGGAAUUCUGAAAACCUGUAACAUAAUUGUUGUUAUUAUUAUUUAUUUAUGCCAAUUAAACAUUAAAAACAUUGUAUAUGGCAGUACUGCAAAAUAUUGUGAAAUCAAACAGACUGUGAGAGGCCUAAAGGAGUAACAGACAGAAAGACUGAAAGAUGAACAGGGAAGGGAGACCAUAAUAAGUCUGGUUCUGUAAUAGUCUAUAUGAGAUCUGCAGGUAGAUUGCUGCUGGCAGACAGUGUCCUUGACUUUACCUCUGACCACAAGUUCUCACACACAUUCACAUACACACUUACACACACAGGCAAGUCUGGGACUUGCAUAUUAGGAACCUCCCUUACCAAAGGUCUAAUGCAAAUGCCUGUCCUGGGUCAUCAGCAUUACCUUGCCCUUGCCCUACAAUUGUCUUUCAAAGACAAAUAGAUCACAAUUAAUUGCACUGAAUUUCUAAUCAACAACCCUAAGCAUUUAACCUUCAGGCUACUUGAGCUGCUGUAUUUAUUAGUAUUUAUUAAACAAGAAACUGAAGCAACCAGUGAUUGAUUUUUUCAAAGGCCCACACCUGAUAUUGAACAUGUGAAAUUAAACCUAUAAACUCAGGCCUUUACCUAUUAGGUUUUCAUUAGUAAAUGGUCAAUUCAAUUUAUUGACCAUUUACUGUUAAAUUACUGUUUUAACUAUAUUAGCUGUGAAAAACAUUUGAAUAAAUAGGCAAUGCUGUAAAACUAAUGCACCCGUUAAUAUGAACAGCACUUAAGUUGCCGAAAUUGAUUAACAAAUGAAGCAUUAAAUCCAAUAGUGACUGAGUAUCACCCCACAACAGUCCUCUGAGCAAUUUAUAUCAGACUGAUCAGUACAAGCAAAACUUCCAAAGCCAACAACUGCAGCUUUGCAGACUUACAGUAUAUGAAGUGAGAUAAUUGUAAUAACUAUUUUAUGGGCAAAGCUGUCACAAUACAUGGAGUAAAUUGUGUCAGUGAGACUCCUCCAAGCGCAAUACCAUUCAAAAGAUUUUUACAUU